This is a messenger RNA of Elaeis guineensis (African oil palm), 552 nucleotides long. Its product is annotated as norbelladine synthase. The record is from RefSeq and is a predicted model, not a curated record. Gene Ontology annotation, cellular component: nucleus; cytoplasm. NCBI's taxonomy places the organism in Eukaryota, Viridiplantae, Streptophyta, Magnoliopsida, Arecales, Arecaceae. Gene Ontology annotation, biological process: abscisic acid-activated signaling pathway; defense response. Gene Ontology annotation, molecular function: signaling receptor activity; protein phosphatase inhibitor activity; abscisic acid binding.
AAGGCCACAAAAGCCUAAGAAGGAGGAGCAGUGGCAGCAAUGAAGGGAAGCCUCUUUCAUGAGCUGGAGGUAGGCCUCCCUGCCAGUGAAGUGUGGGAGGUCUACGGCACGCUUCGACUGGCCCAACUAGUCGUCGAAUUGCUCCCGCACGUCAUCCAAAAGGUCGAUGUCAUCGAAGGAGAUGGUGGCGUGGGUACCGUUUUGAAGGUCACUUUUGCUCCAGGAACUCCCGGCGUACAAUUUUACAAAGAGAAGUUCGUCAAAGUUGACAAUGAGAAGCGUGUGAAGGAAGUACUGGUGGUUGAAGGAGGAUUUCUAGAUUUAGGCUUUCGCUCGGUCUUAUUUCGACUUGAGAACAUUGAGAAAGAUAGCAAUUCCUCCUUCAUCAAAUCGACCAUCGAAUAUGAAAUUGAUGAAGAGCAUGCGGCCAAUGCUUCCCUUGUCACCACUGCUUUUUUGGCAACCAUGGCUGAGACCAUUUCGAAGUAUCUCACCGAGAAGAAAACUGGUGUUAUGAACUCUUGAAUUCAUGGUGGGCUCAAGCAAUGAAUU